ACAACGGGAAAAACUAGCUUCGAUCAGUAACGUAUAUAAAUAAUUGUUCUCUAUGAUCAUCGAUCAAGAACCUAGCUAUUAUCUGAUCUAUAUAUCUGCAGGGCACCAAUUCAAAGAAUCGAUCAUUGCAUCUCAUGGAUCCGGAGGUUCCGGCGGCCAAUAAUCUCCCUCCGGCGGUGGCGAAUUUACCUCCGGGGUAUCGUUUCUGGCCAUGCGACGAGGAGCUUUUGGACAUGCUGACAAAGAAAAGACUGCAGCAGGAAGUUGACCACCGAAUUCCAGAAGUGCGGGAUUUCUACCUCCAAACUCCGGAAGAACUCACCGCAGGUACGUACCGCGGCAUAUUAUUCGGCCGCCGGCCGGCACAGUGUUUCACCGACGAACUUUUAAUCAAUUAAGUAUGUAAUAGGAUAUGUUGAUAUGCUGGGGCUGGGAGAGGACGAAUGGUACUUUUUCACUCCAUGGGCUUAUGAGGAGGAGAACCCCCCGCUGCUUGCAGAUGAGUUUUGGGAGCAAAGAGGGAACACCAAAACCGUCCGAGUCCGAGCUGGGUCAACUUAUUAUGGCUUCAAGAAGACCCUGGUGCUCAUCAGGAAUGGGAUCAAGACGGCGUGGAGGCUGGACGAAUACAACGCCGCCCCUCCCCUCGCCGCAGCAGCUGUACCGCCGAAUGAUCAGGAAUGGUACCUGUGUAGGGUGUACAACAAACGGGUCGGGCCACUGCAAGCUUCAUAUAAUUAAUUAGCUGACAUACCCAUACGCACUUAUUUGAAUUGGAGGAAGGAAUACAUGCGGCAACUUGAUGUGAUGAAGAAAAGCAUGCAUGGAUCGGAUCGAGUUUUCAUUUUGUAUUGUUUACUUACUUUGAUCUAUCACUAGACAUUUUUUUUUGUUGGCAAUCUUCAGCAUGAAACACCGUACAGUACCACUAGUUCGUUAUUAAUGAAGUCUAUACGAUACAUUUG
Messenger RNA from Cuscuta epithymum, 965 nucleotides. Lineage: Eukaryota; Viridiplantae; Streptophyta; Magnoliopsida; Solanales; Convolvulaceae. The record is from the annotation of a GenBank genome assembly.